This is a messenger RNA of Symbiodinium natans, 666 nucleotides long. The record is from the annotation of a GenBank genome assembly. Lineage: Eukaryota; Dinophyceae; Suessiales; Symbiodiniaceae.
AUGGUAGCGGAGCUCCUGGUCGGCAGCCAGGGCUCCGCGGACUACGAAGAGGUAGCCUUGGAACAAGGACAGGAGCAGCCCCAGGCGUGUGAAACCAGAGCUGCUCCCGCGUUGAACCUCAGCUACCUGGAGGGACUUGCCUUGCAGGGUGGAAGCCAGCAAAACCUGGCUGCGAUCCCUGAGGCGAGGGAGUUCGUGGGUGGCGAGAGGUCACUGUGGACGCGGCUUGAGCCUAGGAACAAGGCUUCGGUAAACUACCGCCGUGCUCAGCAAGCACGGGACGCAGUUUUCAAAGGUACCCCUUUUGCUCAACGCUUUCUGGAGGACAGACCUGGAAAGCAGGCAAGGGCAAGCUUUGCGAGGGACGAGGAAGCGCCGACGCUUUCCCACGCGCCAACAACAGAGUUCGAGUCAGUUGCUCCAACUCACCCUGCCACCAGCGUGUACUACAGCUCCGACGAGGAGGUUGAAGUCCAGGUGGAAGAGGAACCUGAGUCCUCAGACACAAGCCGUGCAACAGCAACCUCGGCCGGAUCGUCCUCGUGGUACAACUCCAGGGCCGGCAGCGACAUCUGGAGGAGAGACGAGACUCGCAGGAACGAGCAGUGGGAGCGCUACCAGCCGUACCACUCCAACGGACUCCAACCACAGGUGGCAGCGUGGUGA